This is a messenger RNA of Parathielavia appendiculata, 2029 nucleotides long. Its product is annotated as Pkinase-domain-containing protein. Bases 77 to 2029 code for a protein of 650 amino acids. Lineage: Eukaryota; Fungi; Ascomycota; Sordariomycetes; Sordariales; Chaetomiaceae. The record is from RefSeq and is a predicted model, not a curated record. The transcript has 4 exons. Gene Ontology annotation, biological process: protein phosphorylation. Gene Ontology annotation, cellular component: cytoplasm; nucleus; plasma membrane. Gene Ontology annotation, molecular function: protein serine/threonine kinase activity; ATP binding.
GUGCAGCCGUCCGACUCCCACCUUCAUCCACAACGACAACCCAUCGCCUUUUCCGAACCACCAUGGUCUUCUCCCCAUGAUCAUCUCAAAAACAACUACUCCCAGGAUGCCGUCCACAAAGAAUGGGAAUGGAGACACCCAUUUCCACCAAAAGGUGAAGGGCUGGUUCACGCGCAACUCGGCCAAUCGCGACCGCGACACUACCACGCCCGGCACCCAGCAGCACCCUGGCCAAAGCGCUCCGCGCUCCGACACCAAGAGCACCUUCCGGCAGACCAAGUUUUGGACCGUCGGCCGACUGCGCAGCGCCACAACCGCCAGCGAGGGAAACCCGCUCGACAACGAGACCCUGAGCCCGACCGCCCUCGCAAACCCCUAUUUCGCCCAUCAGGGCCAGCCCGGCCUCCGCCACCAUAACGAUGGCUCUGUGCCUCCGAGCCCGCCAGACACCCCGUCCGUCCACGUGAACGCCCCCGACGGCGAAGCGCCCGAAACAGCCGCCACGGCCGCUCGCAAGGAAGAGCUCGCGAGGAAAUUGAGGAGAGUGGCCAGCGCGCCAAACGCUCAAGGCCUGUUCUCCAAGGGGCGCAAGGGCGGCAGCGACAGUGAUGGUGACGGGGAGCGGCCUGCCACGGCCGAGAUGGGCAAGGAACCGCUGGAGGAGAGCAAGGACUCCAACACGGUGGGCUUCGCUGACAGCGGCAGCGGGGGGCCCACGGCCGGUUCCGAGGGCGGCUUGGCGCCGCCCGACUCGGACAGCCUGGGCGCCCUGCCGCCGCCCAACCAGUCGGCACUUGCCUUCCGUAGGACGUACAGCUCCAACUCGAUCAAGGUCAGGAAUGUCGAGGUGGGGCCGCAGAGCUUCGACAAGAUCAAGUUGAUUGGCAAGGGGGACGUGGGCAAGGUGUACCUGGUGAGGGAAAAGAAGAGCAGCAGGUUAUAUGCCAUGAAGGUCCUGAGCAAGAAGGAGAUGAUCAAGCGGAACAAGAUCAAAAGGGCGCUGGCCGAGCAAGAGAUUCUGGCGACGAGCAACCACCCGUUCAUCGUGACGCUCUACCACUCGUUCCAGUCUGAGGACUACCUCUACCUCUGCAUGGAAUACUGCAGCGGCGGCGAGUUCUUCAGGGCCCUGCAGACGCGCCCAGGGAAGUGCAUAUCCGAGGACGACGCCCGCUUCUACGCGGCCGAGGUGACGGCGGCGCUGGAGUAUUUACAUCUGAUGGGUUUCAUUUACCGGGAUUUGAAGCCAGAAAACAUCCUCCUCCACCAGUCAGGGCACAUCAUGCUGUCGGACUUUGACCUCUCAAAGCAGUCGGACCCUGGCGGCAAGCCGACCAUGAUCAUUGGCAAGAACGGCACCAGCUCAAACUCGCUUCCGACCAUUGACACCAAGUCGUGUAUAGCCAACUUCCGGACCAAUUCGUUUGUGGGCACGGAGGAGUACAUCGCGCCCGAGGUGAUCAAGGGCAGCGGGCACACGAGCGCCGUUGACUGGUGGACGCUGGGCAUCCUCAUCUACGAGAUGCUGUACGGCACCACGCCGUUCAAGGGCAAGAACCGCAACGCGACGUUUGCCAACAUCCUUCGCGAGGACAUUCCGUUUCCCGACCACGCCGGCGCGCCCCAAAUAUCAAACCUCUGCAAAUCCCUCAUCCGCAAACUCCUCAUCAAAGAUGAAAACCGACGCCUCGGCGCCCGCGCGGGCGCGUCCGACAUCAAAUCGCACCCCUUCUUCCGCACCACGCAGUGGGCGCUAAUCCGGCACAUGAAGCCGCCCAUCAUCCCGCACCAGGGGCGAGGCAUCGACACGGUCAACUUCCGCAACGUCAAGGAGAGCGAGAGCGUCGAUAUCAGCGGGAGCCGGCCAUGGAACACCGCCGCCGCCGCCGCCGCCGGCGCAAAGGGCGUGCCGCUCGACAGCGGACUCGCGACGCCGGGGGCCGAGACGCCGGAUCCGUUUGAGGAGUUCAACAGUGUUACGUUGCAUCAUGACGGGGAGGACUGGGGGGCGAGCAGUGAUCGGGGGUAG